Tauraco erythrolophus (red-crested turaco) is the source of this 830-nucleotide messenger RNA. Lineage: Eukaryota; Metazoa; Chordata; Aves; Musophagiformes; Musophagidae. The record is from RefSeq and is a predicted model, not a curated record.
UCAUAAACAGAAACCGGAGAGACAUGAAAAACGAAUAGCACCGAAGGUAAUUCACAGAGACAAAUCCGAGAAACAAGAAAAAAUUGAGAGGAAGGAACCUCUAAAGGUGAUGCAUAAAGACAAACUGGAAAGACAAGAAAAACCUGAAAAAAAGGAAAGGCAUGCAGCAACUCAGAAAGAGAAACCUGAAAAGCCAGAAAAACAUGAAAAGAAGGCACCUUCUAAAGUGAUUCAAAAAGACAAACCUGAAAGACAUGAAAAAGCUGAAAAGAAACCUCCUCCCAAAGAGGAGAAGAAAGUAAAGAGCACUAAAGUGGAAGCAAAAGUUAAAAAGGAAGUGAAGGAUGGAAAAGGAGAAGCAAGGACGACUGAGAAGCUCAAGCAGGCAGAGACUAAAACAACAGAAGUUGGGCUAAUAAAGGCCAAACCAAAAGCUAAGGAGGAGAAAGCUCUUCAGACUAUAACUAAAUCGGAAAAGAAAGAUCAAUAUGCAUUCUGUCGCUAUGUGAUUGACAUGUUUGCACAAGGCGAUUUUUAUCCAGGACAUAAAGAAAUGGCACCACCUCGUCUUCUUCUAGAGCAUAGUCCAAGAAAGAAACCAGCAGCUAUUGAAGAGAGAAAAGAGGAAAAGAAAAAGACUGAUGUAAAGAAGGCUACGACUGAAGCUAAGAAGAAAGAAAAAGAAGGGAAAAAAGAGAAAGUUCAUGAGAAGACCACUGUCCCUGAAAUUAAAAAAACAGAUAAAAAAGAAGCUGCUGCGUCCAAAGAACUCAAAAAGCCAGCAAAAGCUCCUGCAGCCAAACCAGCCACCAAAAAAGCAGCACCACCAG